GGCCACGAGGAGGAGGAAGAUGGCCUGGGAGCCCCAGGCAGGAAAGGAGCUGAGCAUGGAGAGCAGGGAGGACAAAUCCCCACAGCAGAACCUGGUGGAAGAGGCCGUUCUGAGCACCUCCACAGUGCAGGAAUCCAGCGUGGAGGAAAAGCCCCGGAGAUGCCUCACCAGGAGGGGCUGCAAACGCAGAUCACGGGGAUCUGAGGAGGAAAGACCCACCCAGGGCCGGGGAGGCGGCCAAAGCUCGGAGCUGGGGCUCCAUGAGCAGCUGCAAGAUGAGGAGAAGCCCCACAGGUGCUCGGGAUGUGGGAAGAGCUUCAGGUGGAGAUGCGCCCUGAUCUGCCACAUGAGAAUCCACACAGGGGAACAGCCAUACAAGUGUGGGGAGUGUGGGAAGAGCUUCAGGUCGAGCUCUGACCUGACCAGACACCGGAGGAUCCACACAGGAGAACGGCCCUAUGAGUGUGCCGAGUGUGGGAAGAGCUUCUGCAUGCGUGUCGACCUGAUCGGACACCAGAGGAGCCACACGGGGGAAAGGCCCUACAACUGUGGGGUGUGUGGGAAGAGCUUCAGCCAUAGGUCCAACCUGGUUAACCACAUGGUAAUCCACACUGGGGAGAGGCCCUAUGAGUGUGGGCAGUGUGGGAAGAGCUACAGAAGAAAUCAGGAUCUGACCAUCCACCAGAGAAGCCACAUAGGGGAACAGACCUACGAGUAUGGGAAGAGCUUCUGCGAGCAUGCUGGCCUGAUCAGACACCAGAGCACACAGAGAGAGGAGAGGCCCUACGAGUGUGAUCAAUGCAAAAAGAGGUUUCAAACCACGUCCAGUCUCCUCAAGCACCAGCGCACUCACACAGACGAGAGGCCCUUCCGCUGCUCCGAGUGCGGGAAGGGCUUCAAGCGCAACUGCACCCUCACUGUCCACCUGAAGAGCCACACCGAGGAGAGGCCCUACGAGUGCCAUAAAUGCAGGAAGAGGUUUAAAACCAGCUCCGCUCUCCUCCUGCACGAACGGAUUCACACGGAUGAGAGGCCCUUCCGCUGCCCCGACUGUGGGAAGGGCUUCAAGCGCAACUGCACCCUCCUCAAACACCGGCGCAUCCACACCAGGGAGAGGCCCUACGAGUGUCCCCAGUGUGGGAAGAGCUUCUCCCAGAGCGCUCACUUGACCAGACACCGACAGAGCCACCACUAAGGGAAGCCCUGCGAGUGCCCCGAGUGCAGGAAGAGCUUUGUGCGCUGCUCCAGCUCCAUCCCCCACGGGAGGAUCUGCGCUGGAUGAUCCCGAGCGACCCCCAGUGAUCUGUGGUGCUGGUGAUCCGUGUUGGGAAGACACCUGCCUGGGGGCUCCACGUCCUCCUGGUUCCCUCUGGGCACCUGCAUACGUCCACAGCCCAGCAUCAGAAAUCCCUUGUGGAAAGCAGUUUUGUUGACUUCUGACCCCAGAAAAAUCUCAAUUUUUGCAUCUUCUGGUGGCAUCAAGGAACACUGGGUGGCCUUGGAGGUCGUCUCCAACAUAACUCCAUCCUUUUAAUUCUCUCUGGCCAAUGGGGAUCUUCCACAGCUAAACGGGGACAGAUUGGGGCAAACCCCUGAUUUUGGAGCCAGUGAGGUGGAAACCCCUCCGAAAAAGGUUCUUCCCUCCCAUCCAAGCAUGUAGAUGCUCUGCCAGCAGGGACACGUAAAUCCUUUUGUUUUGGCCUUGAAAUGAAAAGGUUUCUGUGGAUCCCUUUGAGACAUGGGGUUAAUAAUUAACUUGGGUAAGAAAUCUCUUUCAGAUUUUGGUGAAGUGUGCUGCCUUGAAUUAUUCAGUCUGUGGAGUCUAUUAUAAUUUGCUGUGCUGACAGCUGAAAAAAACUGCCUCAAACAAGAUGAAAGGAAUGUGAAUUUCCAAGCUAGAGGACAAUAAGAGUGGCCACUUUGACCUUGAAACAAGAAGGAAACCAAAACUGAGGCUGCAGGAGAGGGAUGGACAACCAGAGAGCUAAUUGUAAUGUGAAACUAGUAAAUGAAUAUAUGUGAACCUGUUGUGAAACCUAAUGCAUAUGCAACAGGUUAGGGGACAAAGGGGAGGUCUGGACUCUCUGG
This is a messenger RNA of Motacilla alba alba, 2088 nucleotides long. RefSeq names its product zinc finger and SCAN domain-containing protein 2-like. Gene Ontology annotation, biological process: positive regulation of reciprocal meiotic recombination. Gene Ontology annotation, molecular function: histone H3K4 methyltransferase activity; histone H3K36 methyltransferase activity; recombination hotspot binding. The record is from RefSeq and is a predicted model, not a curated record. Gene Ontology annotation, cellular component: nucleus. The transcript is spliced from 2 exons. NCBI's taxonomy places the organism in Eukaryota, Metazoa, Chordata, Aves, Passeriformes, Motacillidae. The coding region runs from base 20 to 1195 and encodes 391 amino acids.